Molecule: messenger RNA, 1467 nt
Organism: Stylonychia lemnae
Lineage: Eukaryota; Ciliophora; Spirotrichea; Sporadotrichida; Oxytrichidae
Source: the annotation of a GenBank genome assembly
AUGCAACAACAUAGAAGUCAAGUCUAAACUGCAACAACCACGCCAUUAUUAAGAUACUCUAGAUCUCAAAUUAUAAAUGAUUUCAGCCCAAACAAAAUUAAAGAUAGAAUAAAGGUACCACUAGAAUCAAGACGAAGGAUAAAAGAGAUGCAAGAAUAAAUGAGAUUGUAUAUGAAAAGCGCUCUAUCUGAGUAAACAAUAACUAAAAACUUUAGAAAGGAUUUCAUUAACAGUAAAUCAAUUAACAUGCUUAUCAGAGAUGAUCAGAUGCCAUAGCUUAACCUAAAUUUCAUUAAGCAAGACAGCGAAGAAAGUCUUAAAUUUAAGGAAAGUCUACUAGCUACCUUCUAGAUGCAUGACUCAUAUGAGUAAUUCGAGUAAAUCCAGAAGUAACAGUUUAAGAAAAUUGUCCCUGAAAAUGGUUACGAAAAGUUUAAGCAGUAGAAGUAUCAAAGUAAAUACGCGAAUUCUCUUAAAAGUACUUUGACUUAGAUCUUUUCUCCAAAAACGUUGGAGAGUACUAAUGAUAAAGAGCUAGUAAAAAUAAUAAAGUAUACAGAAAACCCACAUGAAGCGAUUAAAAAUGACAUUGAUUCUAUUAAAACUUCAAUGAUAACUGAAUAUGAUUAGUAUCAAAAGGAUAAAAACAACUAUUUAAGUGCAUCAAGAUCUAAUAGCAAACUUCUAACUGGUCUGAAUACUGGAACAAUGCAUCAAGUAAUAGAUAGCUAUCUUGAUAAAAUAAGAGGGAAGACUUUGUCAAGAUGCCAGAGCUCACGAUAAAAUACAUUUGGCCCAAACAUUUAUACCUAUUAAGUCGGCACUCAACUCCACUAAGGCCGUACUACUAAUUUCAAUGCUCAUGAAAAGGGUAGAAACUUUAUGCAGUCUAGAUUGAUGAAAAGAGAUUCUUGCGACAAACUUGGACAAUUCAAAGGAUUUGCAAAGACAAAUCAUAAUUUUGACUUUACCAAAUACUCUGAAAGAGAUAAGUAGAGCUAUCUAAAGGUAUUAGCUGUGCAGCUUAAAGAAUAAAGAUAAUAGAAAAUGGAAAGAAAGAUGAAUGUUAUGAUUAAGAUGGAAUUGAACCCUUCAAAAUAAGAAGAUACCAUAGAUCUAGCACAUCAAGAAGUAGUUUAAUAUGAAAUUGCAAAAGAUAAUGAAGUUAUUGAAGAAAAAAAGGUAAAAAAGCGCAAGCGGGUUCAUAGUAGAGAUAAUAAAAACAACCUUGAUCUCCAAAAUGCUCCUAAAAUAUCAAUGGAGGAAAGAGAAGAUGUAGCCAGGUUAAUUCAUAAUAGCUAAAAGAUAACUGAUCUUCAGAAAACUUUGUAAAACACACUUUUACAUUUGGACGAGGAAAAGAUGACUAAUACCAUGUCAUAGACUAAGGAAUAGUUGACUUACAUAAAAAAAGAAAAAGAAAAAUUUAUUCUGAAAUUAGCCGAAAAGAAAAAUCAAAACUUGUGA